This is a messenger RNA of Zerene cesonia (dogface butterfly), 1378 nucleotides long. RefSeq names its product putative carbonic anhydrase 3. The coding region runs from base 195 to 1184 and encodes 329 amino acids. Lineage: Eukaryota; Metazoa; Arthropoda; Insecta; Lepidoptera; Pieridae. The transcript has 7 exons. Gene Ontology annotation, molecular function: carbonate dehydratase activity; zinc ion binding. The record is from RefSeq and is a predicted model, not a curated record. Gene Ontology annotation, cellular component: cytoplasm.
GCAGGGUGAAAUACACGUUCAAACUACAAUAUCAGCUGUUGUGGUGCUCAGUUGUCUCACAGUCGGUCGUCGCGGUCCGUCACUUGACAAUGCGCGGUUUGGACCGUAAUUCGUAACCUCAGUGAAUAAAUGGACAUGUGAAAAAACUCUUGAUUGCUCUAUAUGAUUUUAUUUGAACCAGCGGUGCGUGGACCAUGGAUUUUUCAUUUGCAAUUUUAUUCUCAUUCGCCUCUAUAUUGGCGCUUCGACCAAUUUGUGCGGAAGACUUUGGAUAUGACGGCGUCAUUGGGCCCACAUACUGGGGCGAGAAGUUCCAGGAAUGUAGAGGGAAACAUCAAAGCCCCAUUAACAUAAACGUGCUCAGAGUGAAGCAAGUGGCACUCCCUGACAUUGCAUUCAUCGGCUUUGACGACCCAAUCGAUAAUGUACACGUCACUAAUAAUGGACAUACAGUGUUAAUAGAAGUACAAAACGAACCUCAUCCUCGGGUGAGCGGCGGGCCACUCGAAGGAAAUUACGUGUUCAGUCAAAUGCAUUUUCAUUGGGGCGACAAUGAUACUCUAGGCUCGGAAGAUAAGAUCAACCAUAGAAGUUUUCCAAUGGAGCUACACAUGGUGUUUUAUAAAGAAGAGUAUAAAUCAGUUAAAGAAGCUGUAACGCACACAGAUGGACUGACUGUGCUCGCCUUUUUCUAUGAGUUGGAUCGGCACCAGCACCCAGCCUACGACGAUAUAACAUCUGCCCUGGGCAAUGUGACUGAACCACAUUCGACCGUGGUCAUGAAAAACCCAUUCUCAUUUCUUAACAUUUUGCCCUACGACUUAAGAAGAUAUUUUACAUACAGGGGAUCAUUGACUACGCCGCCGUGCUCUGAAGUUGUGAUAUGGUUAGACUUCGAGCAGCCUGUCAGAUUAACUCAUGAUCAGAUAGAAGUAUUUAGAGAAUUGCGUUCAUCCAACGGGAAGAUAAAGCACAACUUCAGGCCGAUUCAGCCUAUCGGUGACAGAGUCGUGUUCUAUAAUAUUGACAGUAACUAUUACACAUACAAUGAAAUUGAUGAGCAUGACGAGGACUCCACAGAAUGGCCUACUGGAAGGAAGAGAAGGCGAAAUGACGGCAAUUUAAUUAAGUUUAAUGUAUUCCUAAGUUUAGUGACGUUAAUCAUAAAAUAUUAUAUGAAUUAGUUAGGUUAAUAUAGCUUUAAACCUAAGCUUUAAGUAAUUGGACACAAUUGAUUUAGUAAAAAAAAUAUCCUCUACAUUCAUUGUAUGUUUGUUCUAUGCAGGUUUUAAACACGUAAUGUGUUUAAUUUUUAGUUUUAUAGCAUUGAAAUGCUUUAUAAAUGAGAAAUUUUGAAAGAAUAGAAAAAUUUUUGAUC